Molecule: messenger RNA, 6629 nt
Organism: Sciurus carolinensis (gray squirrel)
Lineage: Eukaryota; Metazoa; Chordata; Mammalia; Rodentia; Sciuridae
Gene: Hif1an
Product: hypoxia inducible factor 1 subunit alpha inhibitor
Exons: 9
Coding region: 107-1156 (349 amino acids)
Biological process (GO): peptidyl-aspartic acid hydroxylation; negative regulation of Notch signaling pathway
Cellular component (GO): cytoplasm; nucleus
Molecular function (GO): ankyrin repeat binding; peptidyl-histidine dioxygenase activity; [protein]-asparagine 3-dioxygenase activity
Source: RefSeq, a predicted model, not a curated record
GAUGGGUGCAAAUCUUGGGAUCCAUCUUAGAAUUUGGCCUCCCACAAUCAGUCAUAAGAACUAAGCGGAGCUUCCGCUUCCGGUGGGGCAGGCCCUAGCCGUAGAGAUGGCGGCAACAGCAGCUGAGGCUGCUGCUUCGGGCUCUGGAGCGCCCCGGGAAGAGGCUGAAGCCCUGGGCCCCGCCUGGGAUGAAUCGCAACUGCGCACUUACAGCUUCCCAACCCGGCCCAUCCCGCGUCUGAGUCAGAGCGACCCCCGGGCGGAGGAGCUCAUCGAAAAUGAGGAACCUGUAGUACUGACCGAUACAAAUCUUGUGUAUCCUGCUUUGAAAUGGGACCUUGAAUACCUACAAGAGAAUAUUGGCAACGGAGACUUUUCUGUGUACAGUGCCAGCACCCACAAGUUCUUGUACUAUGAUGAGAAGAAGAUGGCUAAUUUCCAGAACUUUAAACCGAGGUCCAACAGGGAGGAAAUGAAAUUUCAUGAAUUCGUUGAGAAACUGCAGGAUAUACAGCAGCAAGGAGGGGAUGAGAGGUUGUAUCUGCAGCAAACACUCAAUGACACUGUGGGCAGGAAGAUUGUCAUGGACUUCUUGGGUUUUAAUUGGAACUGGAUUAAUAAGCAACAGGGAAAACGUGGCUGGGGACAGCUGACCUCUAACCUGUUGCUCAUUGGCAUGGAAGGAAAUGUGACACCUGCUCACUAUGAUGAGCAACAGAACUUCUUUGCCCAAAUAAAAGGCCAUAAGCGAUGCAUCUUAUUCCCUCCGGAUCAGUUUGAGUGCCUCUAUCCAUAUCCUGUUCAUCACCCAUGUGACAGACAGAGCCAGGUGGACUUUGACAAUCCUGACUACGAGAGGUUCCCCAAUUUCCAAAACGUGGUUGGUUAUGAAACAGUGGUUGGCCCUGGUGAUGUUCUUUACAUCCCAAUGUACUGGUGGCAUCACAUAGAGUCAUUACUAAAUGGGGGGAUCACCAUCACUGUGAACUUCUGGUAUAAGGGGGCACCUACCCCUAAGAGAAUUGAAUAUCCUCUCAAAGCUCAUCAGAAAGUGGCCAUAAUGAGAAAUAUUGAAAAGAUGCUUGGAGAGGCCUUGGGGAACCCACAAGAGGUGGGACCUUUGUUGAACACAAUGAUCAAGGGCCGAUACAAUUAGCCUGCCAGGAGUCCAGGCCUCCUGCCAGUGACUGCUAUCCCGUCCACACUGCUUCGUUGAUGAGGACAGGAGACUCCAAGCACUAGUAUUGCACGCUGCACUUAAUGGACUGGACUCUUGCCAUGGCCCUGGAGGCAGGUGUUUGGGGCAAGGCAGGGUGGUUGGCACUCCACUCCCAUUUGGAGGAACUUCUCACCCUUGCCUCUUGUGCCCCAGCACCCUUCCUCUCUGACCCCCUAAAGUUCUGCAUUCGGUGUGUGGAGUCCCAGCUUCUGAUUGUCAUCAUGUCUGUGUCUGUUAGUCUGUCAACUUCAGGGUGUGUGUGUGUGUGUGUGUGUGUGUGUGUGUGUGUGUAUGCAAGCACACACAUAAUGUUUCUGUUCCUCGUUUCCUUCUGGUCUGGCUGUCAUCCCUAUCUCCUGUAACCUCAGUGCCUCAGCCUGAGAGAGAGGAGAUUCUCUUGGACCUCUGUUGCAUUUGGGCUGCGGGGACAGAGUGAGUCCAACUCUUAGGUCAGUCUGCCUCCUGCCAGUUUUUGCAGUCAGGCUCCAGGCUAGGUAGAAACGGCUACUGGGACUCUAAUGGGGGCAUUGAGAGGGAGGCUUGCCUUUCAGAGCCUAGGAGAGGAUUAGGUAGGGUUCUAGCUGGGACCUCCAAGUUCAAGCCAUACAUAGAAGGGAACCUUGGAACAUAAGAACCUAGGAUUGCAAAUUACAGACACACAACUUUUCUUUCAGCACCAGCUCUUGUCCCUCUGCUAGGUAUCAGGGGAGUUCUUGCUGUGGCUUCUCUAGGCUCUAGGGGUACAAUCCUCUGUGUGUGUGUCUGUGUGUGUGUGUGUGUCUGUGUCUGUGUGCAUGCACACCCGUGUGUGCACAUGCAUAUACUUCUUUACACAUUGGUAUGCAUGUGUCCACACUGGCCAGCCUCCCUGUUCACCAAGGUUCUUCAUAGCUUACCUUUUCCAGUGUGAGGCCCCAGAAGUACUACCUGACAACCUGCAGCUUUUUAACUUGGAUUUUAGCCAUCAUAUGUUAGUCCAGUCUCACUACAACCUACCUGAGGCUGACUGGCUAGAGCCUCUGGGUCCUGUGUCCCUCCCUGUCCAGGCCAUAUUCCCCACUGCUGAUUUUCCUGGCUGAGUAGAUGAAAUGGGUUCAAGCUUAGGCAGCUAACUCACUACCCGUCAUUCACCUCAGGGCAAGGGCAAAAUAUGUAGCCUUGCCUCUUUAAGCCAGCGCCUCUGCCAGACCCCACUGUAAUGUUCCUUGACACACUCAGUAGGGCAAUCGGUAGAGCAUGGAAGUAGAAUUUCAUUUUUUAUUAGUAGCUACUCAUGGGAAUCCCUCUCAGGGCUGCAUUUACAGCAGGACAGCAGAGUAUUACACAAUUCAAAGGGCCAUCAUUUCCAUCUCUUCAGUAGAAGUGGGGCCCCUGGAAUUGGGCAGAGUGGUGGCCAUGUGUCUACUGACUUCCAGUUCCAUCUUUGUCAUCCUUUUCUCUCUGGAACAAAAGAGAAAAUUGGAAGUCUCUGAUUUUAUUCCCUCCCACCUUUUUGUGGCGGGGGCAAAGGUUUACUUCCAGUUUCUGAGCUAUGACUUUCUCCAGAAGCUCAGUUUACAGUGCCCUGAUGGACUGAGAAGAUGUGUGUGCGUGUGCGCACCUGUGUGUGUAUUUUGGGGAGGGUGUUUAUUUUAGUACCCCAUUCUGGGGUUUUCUGAUGCAGUGUGGUUGUGCAGACAUGGUACCUUCUCAAGUAUAGCCCUUUCAAAUACAGCCAAUGCUGGGAAAUAUGAUUGCAGUGAACUCCAUGCCUCCAUCUCUCUUGGGAAAGAGGAGUGCAGCAAGAGCAAGGCAGACAGGAUAAACUUGGUCGUAAUCACGCUUGGAAAGAGCAGAUUAUUUUCAUUCUCCUUAGCAGGUCUGCUGCAUUCCUGGCUCAGACCUUAAGGAGGUGGAUGAUAUGCAACAGGGCAUCAGAUGCCACCUGGUUGGUCCUCACAGGGUGCUGUUCUAACACAGGUCUGACCAAAGGUGGCUAAGGGGGAAGAGAGGACCUUUGUAGGAUUGUUCCUGAUCCUUGAGAAAUAUAGUAGCCACCCUGAUUUUUUAGAUAACCUGAUUCGUGCCUAGUGCUUUGAUCUUUGUUCCUCACUAUCCUGCAAGGUAGGUAUUCUCACUUUACAGAUGAAGAAAUGGGCUCAAAGAGAUUAAGUUAUUAGUGGCAAUCAAGAUUCAAACAGUCCAUUUGGCUGCAUACCCCUGUUCCUUCCUUUCCACGAAACUGUUGGUUCUUCCACCUUCUCUCAUUCCCUUGUACCACGGCCCCGCCCUUAGGCCUUACCUACUGGAUAGUGGCUGCAUGCAGGUACAGUCCAAUGGGAUGAAGAUCCAACUUAGGGUGAAAAACUCCUAUAGGCUACAGCUAAAGACAUGGGAAAACUGCUUGGGAAACCAUUUUACAGGUUGAGUACUUGGAGCAGCUAUAGGGGACUGAGCUCUCUAUCCCAUUGUGUUACCAUGUGUCCUUGAAUAGAUUCUAUAGCUCUUCCCAGUGUGCUUCUGUAUCAUAGAAUUGAAGCUGUAAUUCUAGGUGAUCCAUUAGUCAUGAUUCAUGUUCUACUGUUGCCCUAACCCCCAGGAAAGAUGGGGACUCUUCCCUUCAUUCACCUAGAGUCCUUUCAUUCACCUGGAGUAAAACUGUUUACGCUCAGGUUGUGUUGUAGCAGAUGAAACAUUACUGCUACAGUGUUGCCCCCAUCUUAGCCAGUAGCAAGGGAAGCAACAUACCAAGGAAAGUGGGGACUCUGGCUUCUCAAGAGGUUAGCCAUGUUGCAAGUUCCCAUUUUUAUACCAGCAGGUACAGAGAAACUAGUGUUUUGUGAAGUCAAAUAUUUGUUGGGGGGUUGGAGUUUGGGGAUGGAGGAGGGGCUGUUCUGGGCAUCAGUUGAGCAGAUGCCCAGGAUGCCUGGGGGAGACCAGCUUCCCCUACAAAUCAGAGCUCUAAAUUACAAGGUUUUUACCAACGCGAACAGUUGGGGGAAGUCGUCUGCUCUCAUUUGCGUAAUGGUUUCUGUCACUGGUGAUUAGACACAGGAUGAAGGAAAAGAAAUUUGACAAUUAGGAAUGAGCGAUCAUUAAUCUGAAUCUGUUAGGAGACAGAGAGGGGAAGGAUCCUUACCAGUGGGCCAGCCCAGUGUGGGGAGACACUCCCUCUGUCCCCCAGAGACUUCUGAGCCAAAUGUCCUUUCAGUGUUCCCAACAAGUGGGCAGAGAUUGUAUUUCUUAACAGACUAGGGGCCCAGGUCUCAGCCUGAGAGGGAUACAGGAACAGACAUCUUUGGACUUGAGCCAACAAAGAUAGAGAUAGAUGAGUGUCACAUACUAGCCUUUGGGCAAAGAAUAAUAAUAGGAGAGUUUUUUGUUUGUGGGAAGUGUUUCUGUAAUAGUCAACAAUCUUGAUCCCCCACCUGUGACAAGAUUUUUCACCUUCCAGUGCUGCAGGGUGUGAAUGAAACCCCCUCUAUGAAACCCCAGGAGCUUCUGCUUAGUUGGAGAGGAAACCCCAUGAGAGAAGCAGAGGUCCCCAUCCAUGUGUUGUAUACCCUAUGUGGAGAGAGGAGAAAGAUGGGUAGAGAUAACAACUUUCUAGGUUCCUUAGAGCUAGACUCUACAGGUAGGGACUUCUCAUCCCAGGCCUCCCAUCAACAUUGACCCCCCCCCCAACCCCCUGCCACACAGCUGUGGCUAUGUGGAGGCACUGAAGCCCCUGACUCAAAUCUGACCUAGUGAUGAGGUUAGCUGCUCAAGUUUUAGGGUAUGGAGAAUCCCACCAAGAUCUUUCCAUGUCUGUUACUUCACCCCUCAUACCUUCAAACUUCAAGGACGUUCUUAAUUUGCACCAAGUGAUAUUCCUCAGUUUUGUGACAAUAUACAGAAAGUUCCUUAGAUCAGAGGCUCCCUCAAGUAAAAGCAGUGGGUCUGUCUCAAAUUGAAGUUGCCAACAAGGAGGCUGUAUCUUCCCCACAAGUUCCCUGCCUGUGGUUCUUCCGCCUUUCAAAAUCUGGUGCAGAAUUUAACAAGGGCUGCCAUCAAUGGCUCUCAGUUACCAGUACCUAAAUGUGGUGGAUAGUGGGGUGUGCCUGGAAGUAGCUGAGGGAGUUUCAUCGGUCCUUGUCUUUUCAGUGCAUGCUCUCCCCUUUGGGAGCUGCCCUCCAGCUGCUUGUCCUCUGUCCCUGCCCACUUAAACGUUUUGUGUCCUCUCAAGUUGUAUGCUCUAAAGGAAUGUUCCCGCUUCCUUUUCUAGAGCUUCCCUCAAUUUCUACUCAGCUUCCUCCUGCCUAGGUUCUCCAGUGGCCCCUUCACCGAAGCCCUUUUUCUUAAGCAGUUGUCCUCUCAGAAACUCCAUAGCUGCAUGCUUGGAUAGAUUGGCCCUAGGAUCCCUUUCCCUGGGAUCAUCCCUGUUCAUCUUGGUCUGUCUUCUGUUUCUGACCUCAGGUAGCUGUUGAGUUACCCCAGUUUAGUUCCUUUGUUCUGUGCUCUGUCCUCUUGCUACUCCUUUUGUUGAUUCUGUACAUCCUUGUUUACCUUGUCUCACACUUGUAGCUCUUUCUGCUUGUCCCUCAGUCACUUCUGCCUAAUCCUUUUAAGUCAUAGGAUCCCUUUGGGGACAUUUCUCUCAUAAAUUGGCAGCCAUAAGCCUACCGGUUUAUGAUCAUUGAGGCCUCCAAGAUGGGUUAGGGGAUGGACCUAAAGAGUGGUAGAGAAUCAGUGGGGAUUAGUCAGGAGACUCCCAAGAAUGGCACUGGAAGGUGGAAGAAAGGAUAUUUGUGUUGCCAUCUAAAUGCAUCUGUGUGCCUUAGGGUCCAGCAGUUCAGGGAUAAGGGGCAUUUUUGUGAAUGUUUCCUAAAUUCUCUCAGGUCUUUGGCCCAGUGUCACCAAGUUUGGCUGACCUUGGUAUUCUAGUGGUUGCUAGAAGGAAAAUAGCAUAUUGAGUAGUCUGGUGUCGAGAUGGGGAGGUCUUGGAUAAGAACACCCCUAGAGGGUGGGGAACAGGAGAAAGGUCAGCUUAUCCCCAGAUUAUUCUCCAUUCCUCCAAGAAUAUGAGUACAAGAGCUGAUUUGGGGAGCUAAACUCCCAACUCCCCACCAAGAAUCUGCUCUAAUAUUUUGAGAAGGAGCAUGUGUCCUUUACCUUUCAAUGGGGAAAAAAAAAUCUAGCAUAGUGUUCAGAAGCAUGGUUUUUGGAGUCAGAUAUGUUCAGAUUACUAGCUUUGCUACUUACCAGCUGAAUUUGACCUCAGUUGACAUACUUAACCUCUCUGAGCCUCAGUUUCCUCAACUCUAAUGAUAUGUGGGGGUGGGGGCUGGGGGUAUUGAAAAUAUCUACCUCAGGGUUGUUGGAUUAACCGAAACAAUGUCUGUAAAGCUUUAGCACAGUGCCUGGCAAGCACUUAAUAAACAGCUGUGGUGGU